GUCGGUAGAGACCCAACCUCAGGUUUUCAGACAAAAAACAACAACAUAGUUCGAAGACUCGAAAGCCUAGGCCUCGUUGAUCGAGCGACAGCAACAAAAAUGCGAACAUACAAAGCUGUAUGUCCGAAGAUAUAUGGCCAACCCAAGGCACACAAACCAGAACUACCCUUACGGCCGGUUGUACCAUGCAUGACAUCACCAACUUAUGACCUGUCGAAAUAUGUGGCAAACAUUCUCCAAAAGUCUGUUCAUAGCAAAUACAACAUACGGAACUCUUACGAGUUCUGCCAAUACAUCAACAACAUCAAUCUCCCUAACGAUCAUGUUCUCGUUUCAUUUGAUGUUGUUUCACUUUUCACGUCCAUUCCAAAGGAACUGGUGAGAAAGAGCAUCUUCACGCAUUGGGCCAAGAUUGAAACAAAUACCUCCAUAUGUUUGGAUUUGUUCUGGGAAAUAACGGAGUUUUGCAUUGAUUGUAGUUAUUUCGCUUUCCAAGGAGGCUACUACAAACAAAAGUUUGGUACAGCUAUGGGCAACCCACUAUCACCCAUCAUUGCCGAUAUGGUACUCGAAGACCUCCUCAACGAAGCAUUAACUGUCGUGAACAUACCCAUCCCCUAUCUUAAAAAGUACGUGGAUGAUUUGUUCCUAUCCUUGCCACGCGAUAAAAUUGAAGCAAUAAAAACAACAUUCAACAGUUUAAAUCACCAUAUCCAGUUUACCACAGAAGUGGAAGAAAACAAGCGCCUUCCUUUCUUGGAUAUGGUACUAGUAAGGAAAGACGAUCAAACAAUUAAAACUGAAUGGUACACAAAACCAAUAGCAUCGGGUAGAUUUUUGAACUACUAUUCAUGUCAUCCAAUGCACCAGAAGAUGAAUGUAGCCAUAAACUUUGCCCAAAGAGUGUAUCGUCUUUCCACGAAUUGGAACUCGGCGAAAAUCAACAAUGUCAUCUUUCGGCACCUCAGACUAAACGACUAUCCAAAAACUCUAAUAAAUCGAAUCAUCAAUCACGUAUGCAGCAAACCAGCAGCCGAUACAGCUAUGGAAGUGAACAGAAAAACUGUCGAAACGGACUUUUACUGCUCACUCACCAACGUCGAUGGACUCACACAUAGAUUAACUAAAACAUUGCGAAAAGAAUUCCCUCGAACAAAAAUAGCCAACAAAAACACUAAAACCGUUGGUGCACUUCUACCACCGGUUAAAGACAUAACACCAAAAGAGGAACUGAGCAACAUAAUAUAUAAAAUAGCCUGUGAGGAAUGCCCCGGCUCAUAUGUUGGUAUGACGAGUACAAAACUAAAAAACCGACUCAGCGGACACCGUUCAAACAUAAAAAAACUAAACACUCUGCGAGAUGCCGGGUAUACUAACAACGACACAGCAAUAGCUUGUAUUAGAGAGAAGACAGCAUUGGUUGACCACGCAGCUGCCACGGGACAUACCUUCAGGCUAGAUAGUCCAGUAAUAAUUGAUCGCACAUUCAAAACAGCAAAUUUGCCUGUAAUUGAAAGUUGCCAUAUAAAAAACACCCAUCAUGCAGUCAACAAGAGGACAGACACGGACAAUUUACAUACAGCAUAUGGUGGUAUACUACACAUGAUACACACGAGAAAGACGAAGAGAGAACCAAAACAAACCAGACACACAAACACUAGUCUUGCUGCCGAGAGAGAGAGAGCGAGGGAUUGAGAGAAGUAACCUAAGGUAAUCACGCACAGGGUAUCAUCACACACACACCAUCAUGUAGCAAAACACAACACACUCAAAAAGAAUUGACAUUUACAAAAGUUAGCAGUUAGCUGAAAGAUAUUAACUGAACCGAAUUCAGAGGAAAAGACGAGCAUUUCGAUCCCGAUAAAACUUUACACGAUCGGAACAGAUGAUCGUAAGUACACGGAGAGAAUUCGUUCUGGCGAAAAUAAGAAUUAUAUGGUGAUUAUCUUUUAUUUGAACAGCUGAAAAACCAUAUGACAAUCCAUUGUUGUACAACAACAGAUCUGACAACAAAACAACAAUUAUCGAAUCCUUGAAAAAGGUCCCAAACGGACCGAAACGUCGGAUGAAGACAAAAUAGUUUGUUUUUGCUUAAAAAUUAGACUGCAAAGCCAUACACCUAACCUAAAAAUUGGAAACAGUCGACUCCAGUUCAAAGAUUAAAACCAUGGCCGGUUUCUACGAAACUAUAGACAACGAAUUCGGAAGUACAGUUAAGAUUCAAUUUAAACAAUACGCUGAUAACAACAGAAAAUUAAGCUGCAUGGAAGUCCGGAAAGAAUUUCUUCUACGGUGUCGUCGAAACGGAGUGUUUCCGGACCAUAUUCAAAAUUCUUUUAAAUGUUUGUUCGAACUAAUGGAAGAUCGCAGUCCAUAUCUGCGAAAAAUGGAAAAUUGUGUCGCAAAAUUCAAAAAGACUAUAUUAAAUCUCGAGAUAAAGCAAACUUUCUACAAAAUAAAAGUAUACCAGUCAAAUUGCGAGCACUUGCGGAAAACCAUCAAAGCCGUGGUACCAGAACCUGUCUCGAAAUCUUUCCUCGAUAUUCAACAUAGUUUUCACCAACAGCAGACAGAUAAAAACAGAAAAUCGAUUACCAAAAAAUAUCAGAGACUUUUAACAAAAUUCACAGAAGGUAUAAAAAGUUCUUUACCAACGAUAAACAACAAAGCGUUGUAUAAUGCUACAACAGUUGCAAUUCCCAGCAAAGUGGAAAUGCUACUCAGUUUAGGAGCAAAAUUUGCUCUCCCGUAUACAAGCCCUUCUGAGAUCCCGUUCUACCAUAUUAUCGCAGAUGUCGAAGGUAUAAUAAAAUCACACACAGACACGGAUGUACAAGAAAGGACUCGUUGCGCAAUUGCAAACAACAUACAAAACUUCAUACAUCAAUCGUGCGCACCAACCAACCCACAAGUCAAACUAUAUAACCAAGCUGAAAAACAAACCAGGAUCUUUUUCAAACAACACCCUGAAGUACUAGUGCUACAGUCCGACAAGGGAAACAAGACCGUCAUAAUGGACAAAGAAGAUUACACUAUGAAGAUGAAGAUCCUAAUUGGAGACGAACAAACUUAC
This is a messenger RNA of Topomyia yanbarensis, 3073 nucleotides long. RefSeq lists its product as uncharacterized. NCBI's taxonomy places the organism in Eukaryota, Metazoa, Arthropoda, Insecta, Diptera, Culicidae. The record is from RefSeq and is a predicted model, not a curated record. Bases 100 to 1695 code for a protein of 531 amino acids. The transcript is spliced from 2 exons.